Molecule: messenger RNA, 1248 nt
Organism: Daldinia vernicosa
Lineage: Eukaryota; Fungi; Ascomycota; Sordariomycetes; Xylariales; Hypoxylaceae
Exons: 3
Coding region: 1-1248 (415 amino acids)
Source: RefSeq, a predicted model, not a curated record
AUGCCCCCUCCUGCAGUCCCUUAUACUGCCUAUCUUGCCACUAUAUGGGCUUUAGUCGCUGUGUCGGGCAUCACGCUAGUCUGUCGUCUAGUUUCACGUUUUAAGGGCCCGCAUCGUCUCUUUUGGGACGACGGCCUUGUAAUUUUCCCCUGGAUUUUGAGCCUGGUCGUCGCCGCGUUAUGGCAAUGGGCGGCUACGGACAUGUAUUAUAUCAUGAAUGUGCAGGCCGCGUUGGAUGUCUAUCACCCAGAUACAUACAUGGUUAGCCUCAGAAACUGGCUAAAUGCAUCGUUGAUUGCUGAGCUCUUCUUCUAUACGGCCUUGUUUUCUAUCAAGUUAUCAUUUCUCCUCUUCUUUCGCCGCCUAGGUAGCGGGAUAAACCACUUCAAGUACAUCUGGUGGCCAGUGCUUUUCGUUACUUCUGGAAGCUAUUUUGGCUCUGUCGGAAACGUCGACUAUAAGUGCCUCGUCGGAACCAUUGAGCAAAUCACUGGAGUAUGCCAGCAGGAGCAUGAGCUCGCAUUUACGACAGCAACCCUUAAGGCUAAUGCUGCCCUUGAUGUUCUUACCGAUUUUAUGAUUAUGCUUCUCCCUACAAUUCUAGUAUGGAACACUCAGAUAAGGUGGUCUAAGAAACUAGCGCUCAUCGGACUCUUUUCGCUUUCUAUCAUAACUAUAGUUGUUGCUAUCGUUAGGGCGGUCAUGGUAGAUUCAGAAAGACGACCCGAUGGCAACCCUGACGUUACUUGGCUCUGGUUCUGGAGUGCCAUUGAGCCGUCCGUUGCCAUCAUGGUGUGCUGCGGGUCUGCCUUUCCGCAGCUUUUCACUGCAUCAACACGCAGCUCCAAGAAACCCCAAUUCUCCCCAUCAGAGACAUACCUUCGCAUGAUAUCACGCAUCCGUUCCUCGCGGAAGCAGCAGCAUACCGAAGACGAAGCCAGAUGGCUCGACCUCACAGCGGUAUCUCAGAAUAGUAGAGGCGAAUUUGACAGCCACUGCCGUACUAUGGUUGUCAACAAUAGUCACGUCUAUGAUGCUGACCCCGAGUUGGGAUAUGGGAGCAUGGUCUAUCAGGCGAACAUCUGGAAAGAAGACCCCAUAUUGGUUCCGCGUGGUCCCGGGCCGAUACCCGGCAUUCAUACGUACAUUAGUACGUCGUCACAGAAUACGGUUGUAAGCCCCGAGAACCAGAUCACCCAACACUUGGAAUUUGAGAUCUCGAGAUCAAAUAAGCCGCCGGGGACUUAG